Molecule: messenger RNA, 835 nt
Organism: Chaetura pelagica (chimney swift)
Lineage: Eukaryota; Metazoa; Chordata; Aves; Apodiformes; Apodidae
Gene: SNAP23
Product: synaptosomal-associated protein, 23kDa
Exons: 7
Coding region: 45-674 (209 amino acids)
Biological process (GO): exocytosis; synaptic vesicle priming; synaptic vesicle fusion to presynaptic active zone membrane
Cellular component (GO): synaptobrevin 2-SNAP-25-syntaxin-1a-complexin I complex; plasma membrane
Molecular function (GO): syntaxin-1 binding; SNAP receptor activity
Source: RefSeq, a predicted model, not a curated record
AGAUUAUCUUUAACGUGAUUUCUUACAAGUAAUAGUUUGUCAUCAUGGCUGAACUGUCUCCUGAAGAAAUUCAGCUGAGGGCCAACCAGGUCACCGAUGAGUCUUUGGAAAGCACAAGGAGAAUUCUUGGCUUGGCCAUUGAGUCCCAGGAUGUCGGCAUCAAAACUAUCACCAUGCUGGAUGAGCAGGGCGAACAACUAAAUCGCAUAGAAGAAGGCAUGGACCAGAUAAAUAAGGAUAUGAGAGAAGCUGAGAAGACAUUGACAGAGCUCAACAAAUGCUGUGGGCUUUGUGUCUGUCCUUGUAACAGGACGAAGAAUUUUGAGGCUAGCAAGUCAUACAGAACAACCUGGGGAGAUGGAACAGAGAACUCAGCAGAUCAUGUGAUAUCCAUGCAACCAAGAAGUAUAAAUCAGCGGCAGCCUCAGCCUUCUGGAGGACCAAGUGGUGGAUAUAUUACAAGGAUAACAAAUGAUGCUAGAGAAGAUGAAAUGGAUGAAAAUCUUGCUCAAGUGGGAAACAUUCUUGGAAAUUUGAAAAACAUGGCUUUGGAUAUGGGAAAUGAGAUUGAUUCCCAGAAUAAACAAAUAGACCGGAUAAAUUUAAAGGCUGAUACAAACAGGGAGCGCAUUGAGCAAGCCAACAUCAGAGCCAAGAAACUAAUUGAGAAUUAAAGCCUGCUGUCACUUUCAAUGACACUGUUUCUCCAGCUGCAAGCCACCAUGAUCAUGGAUCUGUGAAACUUCUCCUAUUCUGAAAUAAGAGGGGCUGGGAAAAAUGAAGCAGUAUCUUUUUCUAUAGGGAUUAAUUUUCUCUUAUUGCUUCAUGUAAACGU